GAACCUUAUUGUGCAAGGAAAGGAAGGGAUUUUUUUCCAAAGCAAAAAAAGCAUAUUAUAUGGUGUCUGAAACAUUGUCUUUUGUGCACAGUAACAGAAGUGGCCUUUAGAGAUCAAAACAUGCAGAUGAACGAAGAGAAGAAGGAAAAGGCUGUUGUGGGAAGAAGUUUAAUUGAUUUCGUCUUCUCUUGGUCUAUCAAAGAUGUUCUCAACAAAGAUGUAUAUAAACACAAGGUCAAGCAGAUACCGGAAACAUUUUCAUCAUCAGCAGAUUAUUUUAAGUCAUUCGUUAUGCCUCUUGUUGAGGAAACGCACGCCGACUUGUCGUCGAGCCUGACAACACUGUCGCAGUCCCUUUCUUGCGAAAUAAGGUCUGUCAAGAGAUGUAAAGGUUACAAACUUCCAAAAGACUUGUUCUACAAAAUACUAUUGAAAGCGAGUGAAAGGAAGGAUGAUGCAAAGGUAUAUGAACCUGAAUUCGGAGAUCUCGUUGCUAUAACAAGUUCCAGACCAAAAUCCAUUCGUGAUUUGGAAAAUUCCUAUGUCAUUGCUAUGGUUCAUGGAGUGAAAGAUGAUCUUUUACUCUCAGUACUCUCUUCGAAGCCUAUCCUGUUUGAAGAGAGCAUGGACAAGAGCAGGAAAAAUGCAACACUUUUCGCUGUUUAUCUCAUCAAUAUGACGACCAAUAUUCGGAUAUGGCAAGCACUAACUUUAGAUCCGAAAGAGCGGAACAUGAGACUUAUUGAGAAAGUUCUGCAGACUAAAUUUGACAAUGAAAAAAAGUGUAUGAUGUGCCACUCUGAACAGAAAUUCAGUUUAGCAAAUUUGAUUGUUGAGAAUGUCAGAGUCAGAUCGUCGGAUUUGAAUGAAUCCCAAAACGAUGCGGUUUUAAGCUGCAUCAGCACAAGGGAAUGUCGUCAUUGGAGUGAUAUCAAACUGAUAUGGGGGCCACCGGGGACAGGGAAAACAAAGACAGUUGGUUUUCUAUUGCAUUCCCUACUCGGGAUGAAAUGCAGAACACUGACAUGUGCUCCGACAAACGUUGCAGUGUUGGAGGUAACAGAGAGGCUCAUUCAAAGAGUUACCGAGUCGGCUGGAUAUGACACAUAUGGGCUAGGCAACAUAGUUUUGUUUGGAAACGGGGAAAGAAUGAAGAUCGAUGAUCAUGAAGACCUUUAUGAUGUAUUUCUUGAUCAUCGUAUCGACAUACUCAACCAUUGUUUUGCUUCGAAAACUGGGUGGAGGGAUAUUUUGCUUUCUAUGAUUUCCUUGCUCAAUGACCCUAAACAACAAUAUCAUAUGUACUCGAAAGAAGAGGAGGAUGAUAGUGAUGAUGAUGAUGAUGGGAAGAAGAUUAAUGUAAAUUUAGAAAGUAGAGAAAUAAAAAGAAAUCAAGAAAUGGGGAAUACAAGUGACAAAAUGUCUGAAAAGAAGAAAAUCAAGAAAGCAAUGAAGCAGGUUAUUUUCCAAACCUUGAAAGAAAACAGGAAGAAGCAGAAAAACUCUAAGGAUAAGAAGAAAGAAGAGGAUAUAGAUGGUGUUUCCAUUGAGAAGGUGCGGGAAGAAAAGCGCAAAAUCCGUGGUAAUCCUUUGAAUUUCAAGGAGUUUUUAAAGAAGAGGUUUGGUUACUUUGCGGAAAGGUUAUAUUUUUGUAUUGAGAAUUUGUAUACGCACCUACCGACCUCUCUUAUUUCCCUACAAGUGGUGAAGAAUAUGUUAGAAGCUGUUGAUUCUCUCAAGUCCUUCCAAAAGCUGAUAAAUCGGGUUGCAAGUAAAGUAUUGAAUGGAUUUUUCAACAAAGAUCUAAUAAGUGAAGAUGAUACUGAUACCUUUGAAAAACUCAACGUUGCAAGAAUAGAGUGCCUUUCUCUACUAAAAUCUCUUCCUUCGACAUUUCCCGUUCCUCACAUGGCUGAUAGGUAUACUGACACAAAGGAGAUGAGAGAGUUCUACUUGGCAAAUGCGCGCUUGGUUUUCUGCACCGUCUCGAGUUCUGCCAAACUGCACAGCAAAGGGAUGUUUCCCUUUGAACUAUUGGUCAUAGAUGAGGCUGCGCAGCUUAAGGAAUGUGAAUCAGCAAUUCCUUUGCAACUCCCCGGAGUCCGUCAUGCUAUACUAAUAGGAGAUGAACGGCAACUUCCCGCAAUGGUUAAAAGCAAGGUUUCGGAAGAGGCUGAUUUCGGAAGAAGUUUGUUUGAGAGGCUGGCUUCGCUCGGCCACAAGAAACACCUUCUCAAUGUCCAGCACAGGAUGCAUCCAUCAAUAAGCUCAUUUCCAAAUAGGGAAUUUUACGACAAUAAGAUUUUGGACGGUCAGAAUGUUAAGCUGCGGAGUUAUAGUAAAUGUUUCCUUCAAGGAAAGAUGUACAGCACCUACUCUUUCAUAAAUGUAGCUCAAGGAAAAGAGGCAGUUGAUAGAAAACAUAGUACAAUGAACAUGGUUGAGGUUGCUGUGAUCUCUGAGAUAGUUGCAAAUCUUCACAAAGAAGUUAAGUGCUCAAAGAAGAAGGUCAGAGUAGGUGUGAUAGCACCAUACAAGGCACAAGUUCAUGCAAUAAGCGAGAGAUUCGGGAAAAAAUAUAGUUCAGAUGCUCAAAGUGACUUCUCCGUGACUAUUCGCUCGGUUGAUGGGUUCCAAGGCGGCGAAGAAGAUGUAAUAAUCAUCUCCACAGUGCGGAGUAAUGGGAGUGGAUCGGUGGGGUUUCUUUCGAAUCGUCAAAGAGCAAACGUUGCGCUAACUCGUGCAAGACAUUGCCUUUGGAUUGUGGGGAAUGGAACAACUUUAGAAAACAGUCGCUCUGUGUGGAGCAAACUGGUCAUUGAUGCGAAAGAGCGCGGGUGUUUCCAUAACGCUGAUGAGGAUAAGAACUUGGCUCAGGCUAUUGCUGCUGCCUUGGUUGAUGAAGCAGAUAAAGACCCUCUUCAAUCAUUGUCUAAACCAUUUGCUACACUCAGUCUAAGGGAUGAGCCAGAAUCAUCCUCAAGGACUAACAGAAUCAGAAGUUUCUCAAAUUUCCAGACAAAAAGAUCCGGUGUUACUAGUUUGACUUGGCCAAGUCUCCAAAGGCGCAUCUAAGAUGCAGGUAAAGGACAGCCAAGUUCUGCCACCAAAACGAAGGUUGAAUGAAUCAGUUGAAACUGUACUGUCUGACAUAGCUUACAAUGUUAUUGGGAAUGAUUUGCAUUUGAAAUGUAACACAUAAUUGAGUGCCUUGUCAAAUGAAGUGUUUAAUAUGCUCCAAAAUUUAUGCCAUUGUUUGGAUGGUGGUUCUUAAAACAAACGAACAUGAGCCCUUUCAUUUAGUAGUCGAAGUUUCAAUGGAAAAAAAAAAAACAAAUUGUAAUUAGUUGUUACACUUGUGCGAUGCAUGGAAUUAACUAGUUUAUACAUCUGAAAAAUAUAAA
Messenger RNA from Morus notabilis, 3404 nucleotides. Its product is annotated as helicase sen1. NCBI's taxonomy places the organism in Eukaryota, Viridiplantae, Streptophyta, Magnoliopsida, Rosales, Moraceae. The record is from RefSeq and is a predicted model, not a curated record. The transcript is spliced from 9 exons. Bases 121 to 3075 code for a protein of 984 amino acids. Gene Ontology annotation, molecular function: helicase activity.